AUGAAAGCCGAAGCAAUAGAUCUUGCCUUUUUUUGCUUCGGCUUUCAUCUAUUGCUCCUUCAUUUCUCAUCUCCUUGUCCCUCCUUCUCUGCUCUCCCUGCUCUCACUCUCUUGCGCUGCUCUCCCUGUCGUCAUUUCUUGAUGCCAUGCCUAAACUUCUCCCCGUCCUCCCUCUCCUCCCUCUCCUCCCUCUCCUCCCUCUCCUCCCUCUCCUCCCUCUCCUCCCUCUCCUCCCUCUCCUCCCUCUCCUCCCUCUCCUCCCUCUCCUCCCUCUCCUCCCUCUCCUCCCUCUCCUCCCUCUCCUCCCUCUCCUCCCUCUCCUCCCUCUCCUCCUCCCUCUCCUCCCUCUCCUCCCUCUCCUCCCUCUCCUCCCUCUCCUCCCUCUCCUCCCUCUCCUCCCUCUCCUCCCUCUCCUCCCUCUCCUCCCUCUCCUCCCUCUCCUCCCUCUCCUCCCUCUCCUCCCUCUCCUCCCUCUCCUCCCUCUCCUCCCUCUCCUCCCUCUCCUCCCUCUCCUCCCUCUCCUCCCUCUCCUCCCUCUCCUCCCUCUCCUCCCUCUCCUCCCUCUCCUCCCUCUCCUCCCUCUCCUCCCUCUCCUCCCUCUCCUCCCUCUCCUCCCUCUCCUCCCUCUCCUCCCUCUCCUCCCUCUCCUCCCUCUCCUCCCUCUCCUCCCUCUCCUCCCUCUCCUCCCUCUCCUCCCUCUCCUCCCUCUCCUCCCUCUCCUCCCUCUCCUCCCUCUCCUCCCUCUCCUCCCUCUCCUCCCUCUCCUCCCUCUCCUCCCUCUCCUCCUUCUCCUCCGCUGCUCUCCAUCCCUCCCACGCCCCUCCACCAGACACCGCCACAGCCCUUAGCUUCUCUCUGGGUUCGUUCGCUGCUGCUGCUGCUGGUAGCGGUAGGGGAACGGGCGAGAGUGGGAGAUUGGGUGCGGGUGAGACGGGGGAGGAGAGUGGGAGGGUGGUGGCGGGGGGAGUGUUGAGCGCGGGGGCGUAUGGGGACAUGUACGCUGCGCGCACGGACGGGGGGAGUGCGUGGGCGGUGAAGCGGAUGAGUGAGGAGGCUUGCUCGGCUGAUGCUGGGCCUGCCGCGUUUCAACACGAGGUGGCGCUAUUCGCAUCGCUGUCACACCACCAGCGGCUGGCGCGCAUAGUAGGGCUGUGUCACGAGUGCGGGGAGCGCAUGGUGGUAUACCACCUGCACUCGCCGCUCUCCUCCCUCUUCUUCCGCCUCCACCGCGCACCAGUGGACCACUUCCUGUCGGCGCAGCAGCGGGUGAACGUGGCGAUAUCUCUGGCGGAGGGACUAGCGUUCCUGCAUGUGCACUCACCGCCCCUCGUGCACCGCAACGUGAAGCCCACCAACGUGCUGCUCUCGCCCAACGGCCACCACGCGAAGCUAACGGACUUCUGUUUCGCGCAUCCAGCACCGGGAGAGGACGGGGUGAGGGUGCCGCUGCGGGCGCAGGAGGAGGGCUACGUCGCGCCAGAGCUGCUGCUGCCGCCCGUGCUCUCCUUCUCCCCGGCCACUGACGUGUACAGCUUUGGAGUGAUUCUGCUGGAGCUGCUAACGGGGCGACUGGCAGUCAUGCCGGAUCCAGAGGACCCCGAGGAGCAGCUGGUCAUCACGGACUGGGCCGUGCACUUCAUUAACGAGAACCAGGUCGAGCUUAUAAAGGAUCCCCGCGUCUACACACCGGCAACAGCCGCCGGUUUCACUGCUCUCGCGCUCCUAGCAGUAGACUGCAUCAGAGUACCAGCAGUGCGGCGCCCUCCCAUGCCCUCCGUGCUGCAAAGACUCAUGGAUAUCAGGAGGAACGUGUUUGGAUUUCCGGCUAGGGCGCCUCCUGAUCCUGGGUUUACGGGGGAGAGAGACGGGGAUGGGGGGAGCGUGAGUGGCCGGGGUGGUGUUGGUGGUGGGAGUGGUGGAAAUGGGAGGGUUGGGAGGGAGGGAUUUGGGAGUGGGAGGCAGGGUGGGAGUGGUGCUGCUGGUGCUGGUGAUGCUGGUGCUGCUGGUGGUGAUGGUGGUGCUGGUGGUGCUGCUGGUGCUGGUGGUAAUGGUGGUGCUGCUGGUGGUGUGUACAGUGCGAGUGCGUACGCGAUCAGAUCAAGAGAGGGGGACAGGUCUCGGGCAGAGGAGGGAGAAGAGUACAGCGACAGAGAGGAAGAGGAAGAGGAAGGGGAAGGGGAAGAGGAAGGGGAAGGGGAAGAGGGCGAGGGAGAGAAGGGAGCACAAGGGAUGCAACAAGGAUACGCAUUCGAGCUAGCAGCCACUGCCACAGCAGCAGCAGCAGCAGCAGCAGCAGCGCCACUGCCACUGAUAGCAGAAGAGCAUUCAGAGGAAACUACAAUGGAGGAGGAGGAAGAGGAGGGGGAGGAGGAGGAGACGAGCAGUGGCAGGGACGCCGCAUAUUACACACCUUCAGAGGACCAGCUCUCAGCUAUAGACGUCCGCACUGCAAGAGAUGAUGAGCUCUCUGCAAGAGACGAUCAUUUCUCUGCCAUUGGAGAUUCUUCUUCUUCUGCGACGGGCGAGCUUUCAGCCAUGCCCAGUGCGGGCUUCGAUGCUUCCUCUAUCGCAGCAGACAGCAGCGUGCCCAGCGACAUGAGCGUGAGCCGCUUUAGCGAGGACGCGUACAGCGAGGAUCAGCUGUACGGGAGUGAAAUCAGUGGGAGCGAGAUCAGUAUGCGUGAGGCCAGUGGGAGGGAAGAGGUCAGGGGGGAAGAGUCAGGGGGAGGGCCAGGGGGGUAUAUAGGCGAGCAGAUGAGCUCUAAAUACUUCAGUUUGGAGCAUGUCGGCUCGAUUGGUGAUGCUCAGGUGUUCCCCUCUCCUGCUGCUGCUCCUGCUCUGGCCUACCCAUCCGCAUCUGCAUCUGCUGCUGCUGCUGGUGCUGCUGCCACUGCUGCUGCCGGUGCUGUUGCUGCUGCUGGUGCUCCCCGUGCUGCCAGUUCCCCCUUUGCAACCCCUCACGGGUCAGACUCAGCUGCUCUUUCCGACCCACUAGUUCCUCACUCCCUCUCGCCCGAGCUACAAGCCUCCUCCACUUCUUCUCGUUCGGACCUAGGCAUCGGGCUUGGGUUAGGGUUUGCAGCAGGAGGAAUGUAUUUCUCCAACCUCAGUGUUAUCGAGAGUGGAGACGAAGCAAGCGAGUCGGACUAUAGCGAGGACGGUUUGGGCCGAUAUGCUGCUACUCCACCCCUUCCUCCUGCUGCUGCUGCUGCUGCUGCUGCUCCUACUCCUCCAGACGUCUCCCCUGCUUUCCCUCCUGCUAAGCCAACCUCUGACGAAUCUGUAAGGCCAGGCCACGCAAGCAAGGCUACCAAAGCAGCAGCCGGAUCCGCGUGCUACUACACCGACUCGGAGGGCAGUGCGUCUGCUUGGAUUGAGAGCUUGGGUGCAUCUCAAAGGCAUUAA
Molecule: messenger RNA, 3405 nt
Organism: Closterium sp. Yama58-4
Lineage: Eukaryota; Viridiplantae; Streptophyta; Zygnematophyceae; Desmidiales; Closteriaceae
Source: the annotation of a GenBank genome assembly